This is a messenger RNA of Candida tropicalis MYA-3404, 2658 nucleotides long. RefSeq lists its product as uncharacterized. Gene Ontology annotation, molecular function: ATP binding; protein kinase activity. Bases 1 to 2658 code for a protein of 885 amino acids. Gene Ontology annotation, biological process: protein phosphorylation. The transcript has a single exon. The record is from RefSeq and is a predicted model, not a curated record. NCBI's taxonomy places the organism in Eukaryota, Fungi, Ascomycota, Pichiomycetes, Serinales, Debaryomycetaceae.
AUGCUUAGUCGAUUAGGGUUUGGUACAGGUAUAAGAUCCAUUUAUAAUGUUCUGGACAAUCCAUCCUUUGUUUCGGAACCAUGGGCCAUUUAUCCAGCUAAACACAAAAGUAAUGGAAAACUAGUAUCAGUGUUUAUUUUUGACAAAUCAAAGUUUGAAGGACAGAUUAGUAGGUUAUACUCGUCUUCAUCUUCACAUGCAAAGAACCCAAAAGUUGUCAUUAGUGAAUGUUAUGAACUUAUCAAAUUUGAAGUUAAUCAGUUAAGUAAAUUAAAACAUCCACAGUUGUUACAAAUAUUUGAAGUAUUAGAAGAAACGAAAACAAAGUUUUUAUUUGCCAGUGAACCAGUUACUGACAAUUUAUUGACUAUUAACCCAAAAGAGUUGGACAGUUUAUCAAUACAAAAAGGGUUGUUGCAAAUUGCCAAGGGCUUACAAUUUUUGCAUAGUUAUGGAUCAAUAAUACAUUUAAAUUUACAACCAUCGUCUGUGUUUGUUAAUAAUCAAGGAGAUUGGAAACUCGGUGGAUUUAAAUUUUUACAAAAUCUCAAUGAAAUAUCCCCACUGGAACGUGAAAAUUUCUACAUUAUGAAUAAUUCAUCUGUGGUUCCAUUUGCCAAUUUGAAUUUGAAUUUCACUGCCCCAGAGUUGAUAGUUGAUUCGCAUACUAAAUUGGAUUUUGCUAAUGAUAUAUGGUCAUUAGGUCAAAUGAUUUUUUAUUUAUAUAAUAAUGAGACAUUGAUAAAUUGUUUUGAUUCCAAUAGUAUAUCUGAUUACAAGCAAGAAUUUAGGAAAUUUGAACAAAAGUUUUACAACCAUAAACCAAGUGAAUUGAAAUAUGUUUUGAAAGAUGUGCCUUCCAAGUUGUAUCCUAUUUUCCCACAAUUAUUAGCAAGGUAUCCACAUGAUAGACUUACAUUAGAUCAAUUUAUGGAUUCUGAAUUCUUCAAUGGAGGUAUUAUUAAAGCGAUGUGGUUUAUUGAUGAGUUUUCCACUAAAUCAUUGGAUGAAAAAUUGGUGUUUUUGAAAGGGUUAUUGGACGUUGAUCCAAGUACAAAUUCAAGUUUAAUUGCUGAGUUCCCACCUUCAUUCAAAUCACUGAAAUUACUACCAUUAUUGAUUGAUUUGUUGACAAAUGAAUUAAAUGUCUUGACUGAUAUUCCUGAUUCACAAACUGAUGAAUUGAUCUCAUAUGCAUUAUCUAUUGUAUUAAGGAUUUCUGAAACCUUGUCCAAUUUGACUUUCCAAGAUAAGGUUGCUGAUGUGUUGUUCAAGGACAAUUCCAAGAAUAAAAAAGCACCAAAUACGUUUACCAAAUUGAUUAAUUGUUCUGUUAGAACCAGAUUAACUUUAGUUGAGAAUUUGAAAAUCAUUGAGGAGAAAUCUAAAGAUAAACAAUUUGUGAGUUUUUUCAAGGCUAUAAUUGAUUUAGUAUUGACCGUUUCAUCAAAGGAAAAAGACAAAGUUGAAACUCAAAUCCAGCUUCAAGAGAGUUUUUUGAAAUUUGUACCUCAUAUUGUCGAUAAACUUGAUUUUCCGUAUAUUAAAAACACAUUGAUGCCAUUGUUGGCACAAGUUUUCAAGACCACGACUAUACUUUCAACCAAAUUGGCAACGAUAGAUACAUUCGAGAGCUUGGUAGAUAAGAAGAUUAUUGACAAGAUCAUUGCUAAUGAACAAUUGUUCCCAAUUAUGAAGAAUUUGAAAAGUAGGGAUAAACGAGUAGUUGGUAAAGUUUUGAGUUUCUUUGCUAAACUUGUAACCAGUGAGCAUGUCAAUUUGGAAUUGGAAGCCACUAUUGAGUCGGUAAUUCCCCAAUGUUAUAGUCUUGCAUUUGGAUGUAAUGAUUGUAGCAAGCUGGAGUUCAAUGCAUUUAUAAGAAUCAUCAAUUCGAUUCAGAAACAUUUAGUUGAUAAGAAAUUGGCAACAUUGCCUCAGACAGUAUCUUCAAACGGAAGUACAAGUCAUGGAAGUUUUGAUCAUGGUAAACAAACAUUUGAUUCAUUAUUGCAAACUCAAACCAUUCGUCAAUCUACCGAUGAAACUUUUGCACCUAAAUCAAAAAUCAUGCAACCAACAAAGAAAUCGAAUCCAAGUUCUCCAGUUUCUUCCACUGCAUCAAAGCAUAUUUCACCACCACCAUCAUCAUUAUCAAAGCCAAAUUCAAGUGAACCGAUUACAUUAAGACCAAGACCUAAAAAGACCACACCCCAUACAAACAAUUUAAGUUUUGGAGCAACCAAUGCCGCCACGAAUGCUACUAAUAGUAGACUUUUGAAUACAUUGAAUAGUACAUUUGACAAGAAGAAGGCUUCACCAGCAGUAGAUAAUGAUGAAGAUGAAGAUUUUGAUGAUUUCCAACUGGCAAAAUCCAUCAAGUUACCAAAAAGAAAACAUAUUAAUUGGGGUACUGAAGUGGAUAAAAUGAAAACAUUACCAAAUACACCAAUUACUCAAGACGCUCCAGCUACUAAGCCUGUUCCACAAAUUCAACCACAACCAGCAGUUAAUUACCCACCUGGGUUUAAUUCAAAUAUGGUUUUGUCACCAAAAACAUCAACUACAACCACCAGAACGACCACACCAACAUCAUCAGGUAUGGGUCAAUCAGCCAGUACUAGCAACACCACAAAUCAAGAUUUAUUAGAUUUGCUAUAA